UAGGUAGAUGCCGCUUACGUGGCCCAAAUCCUUGCCGCUCAUUUUCAUGGCGGCGGCGCCACUCUUCCUUGUGUGGGCUCCGGCGAGAGCUCUGCUUGGAGCAGCUGUUUCCAGGUUGCCAUCAAGCACGACUCGGUUGCUCUCAUACUCUCAGAACAAGGUGCGGCGGCGCCGGGGUGCUUCAACGGCCUCACGGACGCUCUCAUGCAGCAGCAGCAGCAGCAGCAGUACGGCGGUGGAGGAUGGAGCCGCGAAAGUGAUUGUUAUCGCAGGUCCCACAGCCACUGGGAAGUCAUCCAUCGCGCUGGCCCUCUGCAGGGAUCUUGGUGGAGAGAUCGUGUCCUGCGACUCGGUUCAAGUUUAUAGAGACGUCUUCAUUGGCUGCAACAAGCCGUCGCCAGAGGAGAUGAAAGAGGUGCGCCAUCACCUCGUGGACGUGGCACCCCUCGACGAAACGUUCACAGCCGGUGAUUUCGUGCAACGAGCUGAAGCGGCAAUAGACGACAUCUUGUCGCGUGGGAGAGUGCCGGUGGUGGUUGGGGGCACGAUGAUGUACCUCCAUUGGCUUGUGCAUGGCAAACCGGACGCGCCCAAGAAGGAUCCCGCGGUGGCGCAGGCGGUGGCGACGGAGCUACUCCCGUUCCAUGAUCGGGGGGAUUGGGAUGGCGCUUUGGAGCUCUUGGCAGCGGUGAAUUCGAGGCGGGCGGCCUCGAUGGCGAAGAAUGACUGGUAUCGCCUAUCCCGUUCUCUCGAGGUGCUCCGUGUCCCGAACGACACAGGCGAAGAGGUGUUUACCGGGGUACGAGCGCCCAUCAACAAGAAGUACGACUUCCGCUCGUUCUUCAUAAUCGGAGACAGGGAGCGUCUGUUCAGGCGCAUCGACAAGAGGUGCGAAGAGAUGCUGAUGCGGGGGCUCCUCCCAGAAACCGCGGGUCUUCUCGUGAGAGGGAUGCUGGACCCCGCUUCCCCCGCAGGCCGGGCGAUCGGCUACCGGCAGGCCAUCGACUUCCUGCAUCAAGAGGCAAGACUAGCGGACGAUUUGAGGCCAGCAAUCGCCGGCGCCAGCGGUAGCGCCGACGCCAACCGUGAAGCUACAGAGGUAACAGCAACAGCAGCGGCGGACCCCGAGACUAGGUUCCUGGAGUUCUUCCUCACGUUCGCCGCGAAGACGCGGCAGUACUCGGGCGAGCAGAUGAAGUGGUUUCGAUCGUCCAAGGGCCGUGAUUUUUCGUGGCAAGCUUGGGACCUCGGCGGGCCGAUUGAAGAGGUACCACGCCGGGCAGGCAGCGGCGAGAAAAGAGGGGGCGGUGCAAAAUCUCAUGAAGCCGGAAGCUGCGCCAGAGCUGGCGAUGGGUGUGGCUGGCGAGACGUCGCGACAUCCAUAGCGGAACAGUUUGAGUUGCCCAGGGAGAGGUUCGACGAGGAUUUGGGGGGAGAGUCCCAAGCCAUGUUGCGUAGCGAGAACCGACAGCGUGCGGGGGAUAUGAAGCGGUACGUCUCGGAGUUGUCGCUGCUCGGGGGCGGCGGUACCGAAAACGAAGCGUUAGGAAGAUUGGUUCUCGAAACGGAAGAGCUGGCGGCGAGAAUACGGCAGGCGCAGCACGAGCAAUUCCGAGAUGGGGCUAUUACGGAACGUCCGGCAAUGGAGGUUCAGGGGUGGCACGCGGGCAACCGCUAGCAAGGAUGGUCACUGGGAGUGCUGUUAUACUUGUUGCUGGUAUGUUCUCUCGACCAUCCACAAUCUCAAAAUCGAGUUGCGUGGGACCUUUGCGUGUUUGGUUUGAGAAGUGCAGACGUGACACGCAGGUGGAGUAAACACGACGGUUGCUACAAUAGGAGCAAGUGGUGGAACCCUUUCUUUG
Molecule: messenger RNA, 1862 nt
Organism: Ectocarpus siliculosus
Lineage: Eukaryota; Phaeophyceae; Ectocarpales; Ectocarpaceae
Source: the annotation of a GenBank genome assembly